This is a messenger RNA of Alexandromys fortis (reed vole), 3324 nucleotides long. Its product is annotated as AF4/FMR2 family member 1-like. The record is from RefSeq and is a predicted model, not a curated record. NCBI's taxonomy places the organism in Eukaryota, Metazoa, Chordata, Mammalia, Rodentia, Cricetidae. Gene Ontology annotation, biological process: regulation of gene expression. Gene Ontology annotation, cellular component: nucleus; super elongation complex.
AUGAGCACCUUCCACAGACCGCCAUUAACUGCAUUCAAGGACAGCAGUGAAAAGAGUAACCUUCUUCGGAUUCGAGAGAAGGAGAGAGGCAACCAAGAAACUCACCUGGAGAAAGAGGUGUCUGCUGAAAAGAUGCCACUGUUUGGAGAGCCCUACAAGACUAAAAAAAGGGAUGAGUUGUCGCGUCAGAUACAGAACGUACUAGGAGACUACGAAGAUAUGAAGGAGUUAUGGAGAUCUAUGUCUUGUACUCAGUGUCCAAAUGGUUCUGAAGACAGCCGGGGGAAGCCGAAAUAUCCUUUAUUUCAUGACAGGGAAAGCCUUGAAUCCAACUCCUGUUGCAUGCACAUCUACCACAAGCUUUUCUGUACUUCUGCCCAUGGAUCACCUUUUGUUGGUAACAUUAGCCACAGUUCAAAGAUGGCACCACCAAGGAUGGAGCCAGUGCCAAGUCUCCAUACCGAAAACUAUGGUCCACCCGACAAACAGCAUCUGACUCGAGAUCGCCUCAGUCAGGAGGGGCACUCUUCAAACCACAAAAAGUGUGACCGCAGAGCUGAUGGUGACUCAGCUCCGGGUAAAAAACUCUCACCCUUAAUCUCCCCUGUGUCCCAUUUGUCACCUGCACAUUCCAGACUGCAAAGAACCCGCAAGGUUUACAGCAGCAGUAGCACUAGCAAUAAAGGCUACUGUGCAGACACGUCUUCCAAGGACCCGAAGGUGAAGGUUCAAGAUAACGAGACUCCUGUUGACACUUCAGUGGUAAUUACCAGACUUGGGGUGGCCUCUCAAACAUUUCCACCCCCUCCUCUCCCCUCAGAAAGCGUUGCAAUGCAGCAGAAGCCCAUGACAUGUAUCUGGCCCACAGACGGUCAGAAUCAGGCUCCCAGUGAGUCCUUGGGCCUGAAGCAGCCACUGGAAGACAAUGGUCAGCAGAGCUUCGAAAAACUGGAUGUAAAAAUGCCAGCCAAAGCCAAACUCACCAGACUGAAGAUAUCUUCACAGUCGGAGUCGGUGGAGCAGUUGUUCUUCAAUGAAGUCCGCUGCAUUGAGGAGAUUCUGAAGGAAAUGACCCAUUCGUGGAUCCCUCCUCCGACAACCAAGCAUACACCCAGUAGGGCCAAGACAUCCAGAUCUCCUUUCCCUACAAAGGAGCCUCUGCCCAAUAGUUCUGCAACCCAAAGCCAAAAUCAAUACGAUCCACCUUCCAAAAUUUUUCCCAAUUCCCAGCAAGGAACAUCCAUACUCUGGGAGGACCUGCAGCUCAGUGAUAGUGAAGAGAGCGACACAGAACAAACAGCAGGGAAGUUUCCAUCCCUAUCUGCACCUCCAAGUGCUCCCCAGAUUCUCCCCAAGCCGGUGGUGUCAGCACAUUCCAGUAGUGCAAAGUCGGAAAACAAGGGUGAAAACCGCAACACUGACCAGCUACACCCUGAGUCCAAAGGCUCUCCCCGCAAGAGUUCCAGCAAAGGUGUCCAAGAUCCCACUGAAGGGCCCCAACCUGAAGAGAGGAGCUGCCAGAAAUCCCCUGCCCAACAGGAGUCCCCACCUCAGCAAACUAUUGAAACCAAACAACCCAGAAAACCUGCUAAGGGCUCUGGCCAAGCAGAGCCCCAGGCCUGUUUGCAGGUGGAAAGUAAACCAGGACCCCUUCCUUCUGAAUCAAAAAAACAGACUUCCAAAGACAAAACCAAGAUGAAGGCAAAAGGCAGGGAGCCUAAGCCUGAAGCUAGCAUGCCCAACCAUCAGGCAGCCGAGCCAGCCCCUAAGGAGAAAAGGAAGCACAAGGGUUCCCAGGCUCCCUUAAAGGUGCCCUCAGGCCCUCAGCCACCAAAGGACAAAGCUCAAAACAGGAACUCUUUCACUCUGCCUCACAGUGGUAGGGGCUGCAGUGGCAGCAGCAGUGGCAGGUCUAGCGACUGCCAACAAACUGCAAAUGUCCAGGAAGAAGGUCAAAAGAGAGACACCGAAUUGCUCUCACCGCUCAGGGACUCUCCACUACCAACGAGUUUGGUAGUGAAGAAGAUAAACCUAGAUCAUCUCACUCAGAUUCCCCAGCCCCUGGGGAAGGGUGGCAGCCCUAGGAAAGCAGAAGACAGGCAGCCGCCAGCAGAUAAGAAGCAAGACUCUGAAAAGAGAGACUGCAAUGGCUCCAGCAGACUGAGCAAGAAGAGAAAGGGCAGCGACUCAGAAAAAGACCAUGCCAGCAAGAAAAUCAGAAGUGAGAAAAAUGUCCAGUCACAUUGUACUUCUUCUUCCUCUUCCCAUACUGAAUCUUCCAAAACAAAGACUCCAAACCCUCCUGAAGAGUCCUCAAGAAAAGAAAUGUCUUCUCUGCCACCUUUGUCAGCCUCUUCCUCCUCCCAGAAGUCAACCAAAACUGCACGCAAGAAGCCAAAGCCGGAUGUAGACACCUGUGGUCAGGACCCUCCCAAAAGUGCAGGCAGUGCCAAUGCCAAUGACCAGGACUCUUCUGUUCCCAAGCACAGAAAAGUGCCGAAAGUGCAGGCCAGGGGCUUGGAAUACAAAGGGUCUUCUAGAGAAGCCACAAAUGCGUUCCUAGUGCCUUCUUUGCCAGAGGGUAACUGUAAACCAGGGAAGCCACAAGUGAAACCUUACAUGCAGAAAGCUGACUUUUACAUGAAGGCAGCUAAAAGGUUGAAGUGUGAAGCAGCGGCAAUGACGAACAAGAUCAAAAAGGCCUUCAAGUAUUUGGAAGCUGUCCUGUCUUUAAUUGAGUGUGGGAUGGCCAUGGAGUCAGAAAGCUCAGUAAAGGCAGCGUACGCUGUCUACUCAGAAACUGCAGACCUCAUUAAGUUCACGAUGUCAUUAAAAUCCUUCUCGGAUGCCACGGUGCCAGCACAAGAAAUGAUCUUUGCCGUUUUAUGUUUGCGUUGCCAGUCACUGGUGAACAUGGUGAUGUUUCGCUGUAAACAGGACGUAGUAAUGAAGUAUUCUCACUCUCUUAGUGACCACUUCACCAAUUCUUCUCUAUGCACAGGUAUUCCGUCCUCCCUCUCCCCAGUGCCUUCUCCUGACAGAUCUGUCAGGUCCCAGUCAAGCGCUGGUGGGAUGACGGCCACCAUCCGUGUCCCAGUCACCAUCCAGAACAAGACCUUUGCCUAUUUCACCAUCACAAACCACCUCCUUAAAGCCUUCGAACUCUGGGAACAGUCAGAGGCCCUUACAGAGAAGAAUAAAAAAUUCUUUGCUCAGCUCAGCACAAAGGUGCAAAUCUUGACCCUCAACAGCAGCCGGGUGGACCUGGUGAUCUACACAAAGCAAGGUCUGCAGCGGCUGAAACAAACACUCAAAACUCCAUAA